CCAGUGCGAUUCCACGGCGGACCCGAGGGCCGUCCCUCCGCCCCUCUCCGGGCCCAGAGGGUCUCCGGGAAGAAGAGAUCGCAGCCCGCGUCGCCCCGCUCUCCCCACCUCCCGCCGGGGCGGAGCCGCCCGGAGCCGCGCGGCGCCCCGGAGGCUUCUGGGAGUGAGUGCGCAGUGCGCAGGCGCGCGUCAGCGUUCGCGGCUGAACGCGCCUCCCGGUCCUGCUGGUUCCGGAGCGGGACACCCAGCGCCCAGGCCUGGAGGACACCGUCUGCUGGAGCAGGACGCGCUUCUCCGCUCGGCGGCCGAUGAGAAGCCGGAGGCCGGGCAGGACGCCGCCCCGGAGCCGCCCGCUCCGCCCGGGCCAUGUUCCUCUCCGCCUCGGUGGCCGGCCCGGCGGAAGGCACGCUCCCCCGAGCCCUGCGGCCCAUCGCGCCCAACGAUGGGUCCCGGGCAGCCGGCCGCGGGCGCCUGGACGUGGCCGCGGCGGACAGGGCGCUGGGGUCCCCGGGCCUCCUGCUGCUGGCCACCGGCCUGUGGGUGCAGGUGCCCGUCCCCGUCGUCUGUGAGACCCGGCCUACGCUGCAGGACACCCCUCCGCCCGGCCUCGCCCGAGCUCCCGGCACGCCCGCGCCCGCUCAGGACACAGCCCCGCCGGCCCCGCGCGCCGCCCCGCCCCCCGUGAGGGCCCUCGUGGUGGAGGGGAGGAGGACGCCCGUCCUGCGGCUGAAGCCCAAGCCCCGGGCGGUGACGUUUGGGGAUGUGGCCAUCUACUUCUCCCCGGAGGAGUGGGCGCAGCUGAGCCCCCCGCAGAGGGCGCUGUACCGGGACGUCAUGCUGGAGACCUACCACACGCUGGCCUCGCUGGGCCUGACCGGCCGGAAGCCAGACGUGAUCGCCCUGUUGGAGAAGGGGAGAGCGCCCUGGACGGUGGGAAGGCACCGCGGCCUGGACUCAGGGUCUAAAUGUGAGACCAAGAAGUUACCUCCAGAUCAUUGCAACAAACGUGGGCAGAGCAUCUCUCAGAAGCCAGUGUCUGCAUCCCGCGUAGGCCCCACCGGGAGGAGAAAUUCAGCCCUACAGAAACCCAAGAAGGCACAUCCAGGGAGGAAGCCUUUCAAAUGUAACGACUGUGGGAAAACCUUCCGCCAAAGCCGCUCUCUCACACUUCACCGGAGCUCCCACACCCAAGAGAAACCGUACGAGUGCAGCCGAUGCGGAAAAGCCUUCAGACGGGCCCCGUCCCUGCUCCUCCAUCAGAGAGUUCGCCACGCCACGAAGGGCCACCAGUGCGGUCAGUGCGGGCAGAGCUUCCCGCAGCGGGCGACCCUCCUCCUCCACCAGAAGAGUCACGGUGGGAAGGGAACCUCUGGCCCUGGGGAGGCCUCGAGCCCGCGUCCGGCCCUGAGGACACGUCAGAAAACCCUCCUCAAGGAAAACGCCCGCCCGGGCAGAGAACGCGGGAAACCCUUCCUCCGAAGGCCGUCCCUCCCACGUCACGGCAAAACCCACGACGGAGAGAAAACCCACGAGGGCAGUCAGUGUGGGGGAGGCCCCCGUGAGAAACCCGUCCUCGUUCUACGUACGAGAAUUCAUACUGGAGAGAAAGCUAAGGAGGGGGAGGCGGCCUCGAGUCAGCCGAGCGGCCCCCGUCUAGAGAAUCCUUACAAAUGCAGGAAAUGCGGGAGGCCCUUUAACAGGAUCUCCUCCAUCGUGCUUCACCAGAGAGUCCACGCUUCCGAGAAGCCCUACCGGUGCGACAAGUGCCAGGGGGUCUUCCCGCGGCUCCCGACCCUCAUCCUGCACCUGAAGACCCACCGCAGGAAGGAGCUGUCCAGGCGCCGCACGUGCCUCCUCCGGCACCGGAAGGCCCUCGCGAGGAAGGAGAAGCUCUUUGGGUGCGAGGAGUGCGGGAAGACCUUCUCCGAGGCCUCCAGCCUCAAGGUCCACCAGAACGUCCACUCCCAGAAGAAGCCUUUCAAGUGCGGCAGGUGCGGCAAGGCGUUCGGCCGCCAGUCCUUCCUCGUCGAGCACCAGAGGAUCCACACGGGGGAGAAGCCGUACCACUGCGAGGAGUGCGGCAAGGCCUUCAGCCACCGCAUCUCCCUCACCCGGCACAGGAGGAUCCACACCGAGGACAGGCCCUACGAGUGCGACCAGUGCGGCAAGGCCUUCAGCCAGAGCGCGCACCUCGCCCAGCACGAGAGGAUCCACACGGGGGAGAAGCCGUACCGGUGCCAGGCCUGCGGCAAGGCCUUCAGCCAGCGCACGUCCCUCGUCCUGCACGAGCGGAGCCACACCGGGGAGAAGCCUUACGAGUGCGGCGCCUGCGGGAAGGCCUUCAGCAGCGGCUCGGACCUCAUCCGGCACCAGCGGAGCCACUCCUCGGAGAAGCCCUACGAGUGCAGCGCGUGCGGGAAGGCCUACAGCCGGAGCUCCUCCCUGGUCCGACACCAGAACACGCACUCGGAAGGGAAAGCCUGAGGGCGCCCCCGAAGCACAGGCCGAGUCUCAACGGAGCAGAUACAGAGGCAGCGGGGAGGCGGGGGGGGGAUGCAUUCGUCUCUAACAUACGUUACGUGAACAUGGGGCCGUCGGAUGAUGCUCCCCCCUUUGAAAGCCAAAGUCAAAAGUCCUUGAUGGCUUUGACCGGAGUGACUGAAAUCAGCUGAGGCAGUGACCUCGUGGUAGGUCUCAGUGAAGCUCAGCUGGUUGGAUUGGUCAUUUUUCAUAAAGACAAUUCUUCGUUUGAUGAGAAUCACUGAUAUUUUAUUUCCAGUGUAGUUUUCCUUUUUAUGUUUUGGGGGUUUUUGUGUGUGUGUGUGUGUGUGUGGUUUUUUUUAAAUAUAUUUUUAUUCACUUCAGAGAGGAAGGGAG
Molecule: messenger RNA, 2877 nt
Organism: Pipistrellus kuhlii (Kuhl's pipistrelle)
Lineage: Eukaryota; Metazoa; Chordata; Mammalia; Chiroptera; Vespertilionidae
Gene: ZNF667
Product: zinc finger protein 667
Exons: 7
Coding region: 367-2484 (705 amino acids)
Biological process (GO): negative regulation of transcription by RNA polymerase II
Molecular function (GO): DNA-binding transcription repressor activity, RNA polymerase II-specific
Source: RefSeq, a predicted model, not a curated record